This is a messenger RNA of Lethenteron reissneri (Far Eastern brook lamprey), 3426 nucleotides long. RefSeq names its product zinc finger CCHC-type containing 7 (gene ZCCHC7). The record is from RefSeq and is a predicted model, not a curated record. Gene Ontology annotation, cellular component: TRAMP complex. Gene Ontology annotation, molecular function: zinc ion binding; RNA binding. Gene Ontology annotation, biological process: nuclear polyadenylation-dependent snoRNA catabolic process; nuclear polyadenylation-dependent CUT catabolic process; nuclear mRNA surveillance of mRNA 3'-end processing. Lineage: Eukaryota; Metazoa; Chordata; Hyperoartia; Petromyzontiformes; Petromyzontidae.
GCCCGCGCGUCGUUCCACGUUUGUCGAGUGGAGGCGGAUUUCGCGAGCGGCGCGCCGCGUCUGUUGCUGUUGUUGUUGCUGCGCUGCAGCUCCUCUCUGAGUAGCGUCGCUUCUCGCUUGGUUACUCCCCGAUGAUGCUGUGAAGCUGUCUGAAUCAAGACAUUUUCUUUUUACUUGUCUUCCUUCAAGUCCUCACUAAGCAACACCAACAACCCCACAUCUACCAGCACCAAUCGACACCAGCACCACCACGUGGAGCCAUGAUGUUCGAGGGACUCUCGGACGUGGAGGCGUACGAGGAUGAGCUGUACGGCGAGGUGGACUCGGAGUCCGACUCGUGCGUUGACAGCGAGGUGGAGUUCCAGCUUUACAGCCAGGUGCACUACAGCCAGCAGCUCCCAUCAGGCGCGGAUGUCACAGCCGCAGACACAGCCGCAGACAAAACUGCAGACAAAACUGCAGACAAAACUGCAGACAAAACUGCAGACACAGCCGCAGACAAAACUGCAGAUGUCUCUGGCAAUGCUGCCACUGCCACCACCAUCGUCAGCUCGACUCCUCGCCCGCUGAAACCCGAAGUCAUCGUCAUCUCGUCUGACGACACGGCGGCUCCGGUGAUGCCCGUGAGUAGCAUCCGAGCGAGCGGCCGAGCGAAGGAGGCGACGGUGGCGAGGCGCGCCAAGCGCACUUCUCCGCACGUGGUGGUGGCGGGCGGCUGGAAGGCGACACGGGGCGGCGUUCGCGGCAGGGUGCGCGAGACCAUCACGCUCGAGACCGAAGGCUCCGACACGUCACACGCGCAGACCCUCGACGACAGCAGCGACGACAAAGAUGGCGGCGACGACGACGACGAUGACGACGACGGCUCGUCGGUGCGGAGCUGGAUGCUGCUUGGCGGCAAGGGCAGAGGGAGGAAGCGUGACGCACUGGAGAAGCCCGAGGAGAUCAUGAUCAACCUGCAGGGCGAUGGACGGGCGGGCAGAGAGUUCAGCUCGGAAGGUGACUCGGAGGGGGAGUGGACGGUGAAUGAGAAGGACAUGGAGGCCUCGCUGGAGAACAAGAGAGGGCCUUCGUUCCACUCCACCAGGAUCCGCUACUACGACAAGACGGUCACCUGCCGCAACUGUGACAAGCAAGGCCACCUCUCCAAGAACUGCCCGUCUGCCAGGAAGUUGCCGACCUGCGGGGUCUGUGGGACCAAGGGCCACGUGGCGAACGUCUGCCCGUUCCGGCUGUGCCCCAACUGCCACCGGCCUGGCCACGUCCUCUCCGACUGCAUCGAGAAGCCGGGGCACUACAAGCAGUGCCACCGCUGCUGCAUGACGGGACACUACGCCGACGAAUGCCCCGACACCUGGAGGCAGUUCCACCUGACGGUGGAACCUGGGCCCCUCGUGCGGCCGCUGGUGGAGCCGGACAGGGCCCACGCACGCGUCUUCUGCUACAACUGCGCCGCCGAGGGACACUACGGACACGAGUGCGUGCGGAGAAGGAUGGAUCUGUACAUAUACCCCACGGUGCCCUUCGUCUGUCAUUACGACAGCCCUCACGAAUUCCACCUCAGGGAGAAGAGAUUGCAGAGGAUAGCCAGAGAAUUGCGGGAGACGGGCCAGCUGCAGGAGUCUCUGCUGAACCCCCUGAAGCGGCGCCGCCUGGAGCUCGAGGCCGAGCAGGGCCUGAGCCAGAAGCAGCGCGCUCGGCUCAAGGCGCGGCUCGACCGCGCCGAGGAGAGCGAGGCGGCGCGGCUCCACCGCAAGCGGCAGGAGCUGCGCGCGCGUCGCCACGAGCACUACGUGCGCCGGACUGCCGGACUUCCGGCGUGCGACGACAACGACGGCGACGGCAGCUCGCACCGCCCGCACCACCGCCAGCACGGCCACGACCGCCGCGAGAAGCGGGCCCGCGAAGCGUCGGCGGCGGCGAGGGGAGAGCGCAGCGAGCGGGGAUUCCAGAGGAGGGCGGCCGUGGCCGAUGAGGGCUACUUCCCUGCGGAGGCUGUCGAGUGGCAGAACGACAGGAAGAGGAAGAAGAAGGAGGAGAUAAAGCAGAGGUUGAAGUUGAAGGCGAAAAUGAAGAUGAAGAAACUGAAGGAGAAGAAGGCGCGGCGCAAACACGGGGGGGGCGGCAACGAGGAGGAGGGAGGCAGCGCGAGCUCCGUGUCGGCGUUCCUGCCGCCGUCGAGAAAGAAGAGCAGGAAGAAGCGCGCGAGGGCCAGCGCCAGCGCCAGCGAGACGUGCGUGGAGUGAGUCUCGCGUGUGCAGAGGUUCCUUAACCGGCGAUGCGGCAUGCGGGACAAACUCACCACCGUGGCACGGCCAGCUAACAUUUCACGCUCCGCCUCAUUUAGCAAAAGGGCCGUUACCAAAUCACGCUGUCCUAACUCAGGUUGAAAGUAUUAAUGCGUCGGCUCCGUCUGUCUGUUUGAGACGCGGAGGGCACGGUAACUCUCAAAGUUGAUCCAAUAUCCAGAAAUCUUCACUACCCUAUAGCAAACCAGCAACAUUAAUUCAAGGGUUGCCCUACAUUUGGAGACGAACCAGUGAUAAAAGGGUUCACCUUGGUGCUUGCACCUGAAUGGCCAAGAUGCUCACACCUCUGUACCUCCCCACCGAUGAUAUGAUCACACGUGUUGUGAUUUUGCUAUGUCACACACCAUCCGCCCUGUGACAUCAUAACUUAAUGCGGCUUUCCGAGGACAAACACAUGUUAGAAAGCAUUGCAGAAGCCACGCAUGUGGAUUGUCUUCCUCCUCUUGUUCUUGCCCACAGUUUAAUGCGAUCGUGCCAUCGAUGUCACAAGACGUGGGUGCCAGAUGAUGAUCCAUGUAGAUCUCUCGCAGAGCAUUGCAAACCUUCGUGUUCGAGCGAAGGCCCACGGAAUCAGAUGUAGCAGAACUACAUCUGAGAUCCCUUUAACUGACCUCCGGUCCACGCAGAAGGGGGGGGAGAGCACUUUCACAACGGCUAUACCAACGUAAAUUAUUUCCUUCACACAUUAUAUCCUCACAGCUGUAAUGUAGCCAAGUUAAUGUGAUGGCUUUUUGUAGUUGUGGGUGACCUGACUUGAGACCAUCCAUAGGGGUGCCACGGUGGCGAGAUGUUAACUACCUCGCCUGGUAUACAGGAGGUCAUGGGUUCUAUCCCGACCCUGACGCCUGCAUAUUUGGAGUUUGCAUGUUCUGGCCGUGGUUUCGGAGAUUAUUCUCUGGCUCCUCCAGUUUUUUCCCUCAUUUAAAAACGUGCGUUUACAGUAUUUUGGCUUAACACGUAGGCUUUCGCGACCAAUGUUAUUCAUAAUCAACGUUUUUGGGUUUAGAUCGCGUUAUUUAUAAAUGUGUCGUAACCCUCCACCACCCGACACGGCCAAUCAGUAAAAAUGUGUCACGUUGACAAAGACAAAUAGUUCACUGCUUUAGCCCACCGGUGU